UUUCAAAACCGAAAAAAUAUUUUAGACCCUUGAACCCAUUGUUAUUUCUGCCAAAUGUAAUGAGAGUCUUCAUUUGAUUUGAACGUUAUGUUACAUAGAAUAAUAUAAAGAAGAAGAAUUUCAUUUCUUAUAAUUUUGUACACGUUAUUCGUUGCUAACUUCAAGACAGUGAGUAAGCAAGCGGUCCAUCUUCUGACGAAGCGCGAAUGUCGCUCUCAAUAAUUUGAAGGCUAAUUUUCCUGAUUGUCUUGGUAAAAGCAAAGCAAAAUUCUGGCAAAAUUGUGCGCGUUCGUGCCCGAUGUCUAGUGCUGAAGUCGCCGAUAAUUCCGUUGACCCCCCGGCGAAAAAGCGGAAGCUAAACACAGGAGAAUCCCGUUCCAAUUCUUCAGCAAUGGCGAACAAUGGAACGCGCAUGGAAGAUGAAAUCGACGAGAGCCUGUACUCCAGGCAACUAUACGUGCUGGGCCACGAUGCUAUGCGUCGGAUGGCAAAUUCCGACGUUUUGAUAUCGGGUUUGGGAGGUCUGGGCGUAGAAGUCGCAAAAAAUGUGAUUCUCGGCGGUGUGAAGUCGGUGACUCUUCACGAUGACCGUAACUGCACGAUCUCGGAUUUAUCUUCUCAGUUCUAUUUGUCGGAGGCUACUAUAGGUCAGAACCGUGCGACGGCCUCUGUCGAGCAGCUGGCUGAGUUAAAUAGCUAUGUGCCGACUACGGCAUAUACGGGUGCUCUCACGGAGGAGUUUCUCCGAAAGUUCAGUGUGGUGGUUCUGACUAGCGCUUCCUGGGCUGAGCAGGAGCGUAUAGCGGCCAUAACUCACGCUAAUAACAUCGCGCUGAUCAUCGCGGACACGAGGGGCUUAUUUUCCAGAGUGUUCUGUGAUUUUGGUGAGGAGUUUACUGUUCGCGAUGUAAACGGUGAGAAUCCGGUGUCAGCCAUGAUUGCGGCCAUCACGCACGACCAGCAGGCGGUGGUCACCUGCCUGGACGAUACACGUCAUGGACUGGAAGAUGGGGACUAUGUCACUUUCAGUGAGAUCCAAGGCAUGACAGAAUUGAAUGGUUGUGAGCCCCGUCAGAUCAAAGUCCUAGGCCCAUACACCUUCAACAUCGGAGACACUACAGGCUUCUCCAAAUAUGAGCGAGGCGGCAUUGUCUCUCAAGUCAAGAUGCCCAAGAAAUUAGCCUUUAAAUCCUUGAAAGACUCCUUCAAGAACCCCGAGUUUGUUAUUACAGAUUUCGGCAAAUUUGACUACCCACAGCAGUUGCAUUUUGCAUUUGCUGCUCUCUACAAGUUUGAGGAAAAUGAGGGUAGAUUGCCGAGGCCCUGGUGCAAUGCUGAUGUGCCCAAGUUUAUGGAUUACUUGAAGGGCAUUUUGGCUGAACCGGAAAACAAAAAUGGUGAAUUGGAAAUCAAUAAUGAGCUCAUGGAGACAUUCUGCAAGGUAUCUGCCGGUGACCUCAACCCAAUGAAUGCUGCCAUCGGUGGCGUCGUCGCCCAAGAGGUGAUGAAGGCUUGCUCUGGCAAGUUCCACCCCAUCGUCCAAUGGCUGUACCUGGACGCUAUCGAGUGCCUUCCCAAGGACCGUUCAGCCUUAACUGAAGAGAAUUGCAAACCGACCGGCUCGAGAUAUGAUGGACAGGUGGCUGUGUUCGGACGAGACUUCCAGAAGAAGUUGGGAUCGCUGAAGUACUUUGUUGUUGGCGCUGGCGCCAUCGGCUGCGAGCUGCUCAAGAACUUCGCCAUGAUCGGCGUGGGCGCAGACGGCGGCCGCGUCACCGUCACCGAUAUGGACCUCAUUGAGAAGAGCAACCUCAACCGCCAGUUCCUCUUCCGGCCUUAUGAUGUGCAGAAACCCAAGUCCAGCACUGCCGCUAGGGUCAUCAAACGCAUGAACCCCUCAAUGAACGUGCUCGCCCAAGAGAACCGAGUGUGCCCAGAAACCGAAUCUGUCUACGACGACCACUUCUUUGAAGAGUUGGACGGAGUAGCCAACGCUCUGGACAACGUGGACGCGCGUAUAUACAUGGACAGGCGCUGUGUGUACUACAGGAAGCCGCUGCUGGAGAGCGGCACGCUUGGCACCAAGGGCAAUACGCAGGUCGUCGUGCCCUUCCUGACCGAGUCAUACAGCUCCUCCCAGGACCCCCCGGAGAAGAGCAUCCCCAUCUGCACGCUGAAGAACUUCCCCAACGCCAUCGAGCACACGCUGCAGUGGGCGCGCGACGAGUUCGAGGGGCUGUUCCGCCAGGCGGCCGAACACGCUGCGCAGUACUUGGCCGAUCCUCACUGGGAGGAACGGACCCUCAAGUUGCCGGGCAGCCAGCCUCUUGAAGCCAUCGAGAGCGUCAAGAACGCCAUCAACGACCGGCCGCUGACGUUCCUGGACUGCGUGACGUGGGCGCGCCUGCACUGGGAGGCGCAGUACGUGAACCAGAUCAAGCAGCUGCUCUACAACUUCCCGCCCGACCAGCAGACCACCUCCGGCGCGCCCUUCUGGUCCGGCCCCAAGCGCUGCCCCGCGCCGCUGGCGUUCGAUCCUCAUGAUGACCUGCACCUCGACUACGUGGUGGCUGCGGCGAACCUGCGGGCCACGGUCUACGGCUUGCCGCAUAAUACUGACAGGGAGGCCAUCGCGCAGAUGGCCGCUCAAGUGCCAGUACCAGAAUUCAGCCCCAAGUCCGGCAUCAAGAUCGCCGUGACCGACGCCCAGCUGCAGCAGAACAACGACGAGCCUGACGUGGACCGCGCCAAGACGCUCGUCAAGGAGCUCCCCCACCCCUCCACGCUCGGCGGCCUCAAGAUCACCCCCCUCGACUUCGAGAAGGACGACGACUCCAACUUCCACAUGGACUUCAUAGUGGCCGCUUCUAACUUACGCGCGGCCAACUACAAGAUCCCUCCCGCCGACCGCCACCGCUCCAAGCUCAUCGCCGGCAAGAUCAUCCCCGCCAUCGCCACCACAACCUCCGUCGUCGCCGGCCUCGUCUGUCUCGAGCUGUACAAGCUCGCCCAAGGCUUCAACACCCUCGACGUCUUCAAGAACGGCUUCGUCAACCUAGCGCUCCCCUUCUUCGGAUUCUCCGAACCUAUAGCCGCCCCGACUAACAAGUACUACGACCAGAAAUGGACCCUCUGGGACCGCUUCGAAGUCAAAGGCGAAGUCACCCUUCAGCAGUUCCUAGAUUACUUCAAGAACGAGCAUAAGCUAGAGAUUACUAUGCUAUCGCAGGGCGUGUGCAUGCUGUAUUCGUUCUUCAUGCUGAAGCAGAAGUGCGCGGAGCGACUGAACCUGCCCAUGUCGGAGGUAGUCGCGAGCGUGUCGCGCAAGAAGUUAGAGCCUCACGUGCGCGCGCUCGUCUUCGAGCUGUGCUGUAACGAUGAGAGCGGAGAAGACGUCGAGGUCCCUUACGUGCGCUACACGCUGCCCUAGCGCACCGAGCCCGGCAACGUAACCAGAGGCAUUUAAAAAGCAUAAUCGCAAUGGCGGAUCUUCGGCGGCGCGUGUACAUAGUGUAAUAGUGUGAAGUUUUAUUGUGCUUGGACCGCGCUCGAUAUUUAACUUUCAUAUAUUUAUAGAACUAGUGUUCAUUAUUUGUGAACGUCACGGACCGCGUGUAUUUUUUUUUAAUAAUUUUAUGUGAACCUCAAUGAUUUACGUACCCCCAAAUCUAUCGGAUAUUUUUAAUGUUGAAAUCGGAAGGGUCUGUAUAUGGAAAACCAAUAAAAAAACAGUAAAA
Molecule: messenger RNA, 3737 nt
Organism: Leguminivora glycinivorella
Lineage: Eukaryota; Metazoa; Arthropoda; Insecta; Lepidoptera; Tortricidae
Gene: Uba1
Product: ubiquitin-like modifier-activating enzyme 1
Exons: 9
Coding region: 299-3430 (1043 amino acids)
Biological process (GO): protein sumoylation
Cellular component (GO): SUMO activating enzyme complex; cytoplasm
Molecular function (GO): SUMO activating enzyme activity
Source: RefSeq, a predicted model, not a curated record